Messenger RNA from Exophiala viscosa, 2349 nucleotides. Its product is annotated as stress-induced-phosphoprotein 1. NCBI's taxonomy places the organism in Eukaryota, Fungi, Ascomycota, Eurotiomycetes, Chaetothyriales, Herpotrichiellaceae. The transcript has 3 exons. The record is from RefSeq and is a predicted model, not a curated record. The coding region runs from base 365 to 2122 and encodes 585 amino acids. Gene Ontology annotation, molecular function: Hsp90 protein binding.
GGCUCGCAUCACAGAAGUCACCUUUCAAUUGGUAUCUCGACUGCAGCCAUAGUGAUUAGCUAAGGGUGCUUCUUAAGGAACUUUACCCCAACCUACUAGCCGCUUUGGUGGUGGGUCCGCCGAAUUUUCUAGCAUUUGCUGCCCGCAGCGUCACGCCAGCCUGAUCAUGCAUAAGUUACCUACAUACAACAUAGAUACGUUCUACACACCCUCACUCCUGUCUGUACGAGUAUAACCCAGCAAGCUUCAAAUUGAUUCCACAGUGCUCUUCUGUCCUAAUAUUUUUGUCACCCUUGCCCUCAGUGGUUUCAUUUCUUCUAUCUCUUCCUGCUCGAACAUAACCUCCGUUCACUAAGACUCCAGUAUGGCGGACGCCCUCAAGGCGGAGGGAAACAAGGCUUUCGCUGCCAAAGAUUUCAAACUUGCAGCCGAAAAAUUCUCCCAAGCAAUCGAACUAGAUCCCACAAACCACGUCCUCUACUCCAAUCGCUCCGGCGCAUAUGCUUCCCUCAGAGACUAUGAACAUGCCCUUGAAGAUGCAGAAAAGACUACCGAAAUCAAGCCCGACUGGGCAAAGGGCUGGGGGCGUAAAGGUGCUGCUCAGCAUGGUCUAGGCGACCUUCUUGGUGCAAAAGACGCUUUUGAUGAAGCAUUGAAGCUGGACCCCUCGAAUGCCCAAGCGAAAUCAGGCCUCGAAGCCGUCGACAGAGCUAUUGAGGCUGAAGCCCGUGCCGAUGGCGCCGAUGCCGGCAUGGGUGGUCUUGGAAACAUGUUCAACGAUCCUCAAUUGAUCCAGAAGCUCGCCAACAAUCCCAAGACCGCAGGUUACCUCGCCGACCCCCAGUUCAUGUCCAAGCUGCAACAAUUAGCCAAAAAUCCAAAUGAUAUGGGCCAGGCGCUCGGUGAUCCUAGAUUCUUACAGGUCAUGGGUGUCUUGCUCGGUGUGGACAUGCAGAUGGGCAUGCCACCGGAGGGUGGACCGUCUGGAGGAGACAAACCCACGGAAGCAGAAGAAGACGUCUCAAUGCCAGAUGCCCGUCCCCAAUCAAACCCACCUUCGUACAAGAAGGAGCCUGAGCCAGAACCCGAACCUGAACAGGAAGCCGAGGACGAAGAUGCCAUUGCUGCGAAGAAGGCGAAAGAGGAGGCCGAGAACGAGAAGAAGCUCGGAACUGAGAGCUACAAGAAGCGCAACUUCGACGCAGCGAUCGAGCACUACAGCAAGGCAUGGGACCUACACAAAGACAUUACCUACCUCACCAACCUUGGUGCCGCGAACUACGAAAAGGGCGACUAUCAAGCCUGCAUAGAGGCAUGCGAGAAAGCCAUUCAAGAAGGCCGUGAAAUCCUUGCGGACUUCAAGAUCAUCGCCAAAGCCUUUGGCCGUAUCGGCUCAGCCUACGAAAAGUUGGGUGACCUGCCCAAGGCCAUUGAAAAUUACCAGAAGUCACUGACCGAGCACCGUACGCCCGACGUCCUCGCCAAGUUCAAAGCAGCCGAGAAGGCGCAGAUCAUAGCCGAAAAGAACGCUUACCUCGACCCUGAAAAGGCCGAAGAAGCCCGCCAACUUGGUGCCGAGAAGUUCAAGAACGCAGACUGGCCCGGUGCUGUCGAAGCAUACACAGAAUUGAACAAGCGUGCCCCGGAUGACCCACGAGGCUACAGCAACCGUGCUGCGGCAUUGAUCAAACUUUUGGCCUUCCCGACCGCGAUCCAAGACUGUGACGAAGCCCUGAAACGGGACCCCAAAUUCAUCAAGGCGUACCUCCGCAAAGCUCAGGCACUGUUCGGCAUGAAAGAAUACAACAAGUGUCUCGACGUGUGUCAAGAAGCCAUGGAGCACGACGAAGGGGGCAAGAACCUACGCGAGAUCGAGGGACAGCAGCAAAAGGCCAUGGAAGCAAUGUAUUCCUCCCGUGCAGGUGAGACAGAGGAAGAAACGAGUGCGAGAAUCCAGCGUGAUCCCCAGAUCAUGGAAAUCCUCACCGACCCUAUCAUGCAAUCUAUUCUGCAACAGGCCAAGGGCGACCCGGCCGCGUUGAACGAACACAUGAGGAACCCGGGUAUCAAAGCCAAGAUUCAGAAAUUGAUGGCUGCCGGUGUCAUCCGCAUGGGACGGUAGAUGGUAAUACCGCAAUCUGAUGCUGCUGCCACCCGUGCCGGUUUGACCCUGUCUAAGGAAAGACGAUUCACGAAGCACAGGUCGAAUCAUUUCUUCAAAUGGAGUCUUCUUUGAUAUCGACUUUGACAGCAUUUAGCGGGACCGCCAGAAGUGUUUUCUUCUUCCGAAGUGCAGAAUCCCGAGAAAAGUAAUACUUGACGAAUGCCAGAAUAUGUUUUGAUUGUCCA